Messenger RNA from Cucumis sativus (cucumber), 988 nucleotides. RefSeq names its product probable xyloglucan endotransglucosylase/hydrolase protein 23. Lineage: Eukaryota; Viridiplantae; Streptophyta; Magnoliopsida; Cucurbitales; Cucurbitaceae. The coding region runs from base 57 to 950 and encodes 297 amino acids. The record is from RefSeq and is a predicted model, not a curated record. Gene Ontology annotation, molecular function: xyloglucan:xyloglucosyl transferase activity; hydrolase activity, hydrolyzing O-glycosyl compounds. Gene Ontology annotation, biological process: cell wall biogenesis; xyloglucan metabolic process. Gene Ontology annotation, cellular component: cell wall; apoplast. The transcript is spliced from 3 exons.
AAUCCAUUCAUUCCUUACAUCUCUACAUUAAUAUAUAUUCCUUUAUAAUUAAUAAAAUGGCUUUAUUAUUCUCUUAUUCAAAAAACCUAACCAAUUAUUACUCCAUUAUUCUACUUUUGAUUUUUACUGUUGGAGUUUGGGCGGGAGAAGCUCCAGCUGGGAAUUUCUACAAAGAAGUGGAUGUCACUUGGGGUGAUGGGCGAGGAAAAAUCAUUGAGAAUGGCAAUCUCAUUACAUUGUCACUUGAUAAAGCUUCUGGAUCAGGGUUUCAAUCAAAGAAACAAUAUUUACAUGGUAGAUUUGAUAUGAAAAUUAAACUCGUUCCUGGUAACUCAGCUGGCACUGUCACAGCCUAUUAUUUGCGUUCUGAAGGGAGUUCAUGGGAUGAGAUAGACUUUGAGUUCCUUGGGAAUGUGAGUGGGCAACCAUAUGUUGUACAUACAAAUAUUUAUGUAGGAGGACAAGGGAAUAGAGAGCAACAAUUCUACCUUUGGUUUGAUCCAACUGCUGAUUUUCACACUUACUCCUUCCUUUGGAAUCCUGCUCGCAUUGUGUUUUACGUGGAUGGGAGGCCAAUAAGGGAGUUCAAGAACAUGGAAGCCAAUGGCGCACCAUAUCCAAAGAAGCAACCAAUGAGGCUAUACGCCAGUUUAUGGAAUGGUGAGGAUUGGGCCACAAGAGGAGGCCUUAUUAAAACCGACUGGACCAAAGCCCCGUUCACAGCAUCCUUCAGGGCCUACAAACCCAAUGGCUGCGUCUGGACCAACGCUGCGUCGUGGUGCUGUCAAAACUCAGCGCCAUGGCUGUCGGAGGCGCUUGAUUCCGGCAACCAGAAAAUGCUACGAUGGGUUCAAAAGAAUUAUAUGAUUUAUAAUUACUGCACCGAUAAAAAGAGAUUUCCUCAAGGCCUUCCUAAGGAGUGCAUUGUUCCCACCACCAAGCCUAAUUAAAUUAGAUUAUGAAUUAUCCUACACACCUUCAUUCUUUU